CACACUUGUCUGCCGGCGACGGUCGUACAUAAUUUAUACAUAAUAAUUACCGAUAUAACACUGCGACGACGACGAAAACGCGGUGAGAGCCCGCCCGAAGGCAAAAGCUAAAUAUAUUAUUACAUUGUAACACGUACGCGACGGACUUUGCUUACGUGUACUUUUGCGCGUCCGUUUCGCCGCGGAUAUUCCCGUGCUGCCGCCGAGUCGUUCGUCGGAGUUGCGUUCUCGUCACCGAGUGGAUAAUACGGUAGGUAUGUUUUACGACCGCGUAAACCCGGAAACGUGACGAUGUCAUUUGGUUUUGACCGCAGUUCGUGAACUUAACGCGCCAAAAACGUGAUUUACCGUUUCGUUUAUAAUAUUAUUAUUGCACCAGGUAUUCGUCGAGCGAUUGUCGACAGUCGUCUCCACAUGGCCGAGAUCAAGUACAAGUUCGAAGCCGUGAUGAUCGUCUCCGGAGCGUUCAUGUUGCUGACCAUGUACGAACUGCCGGUGGCCAGUUACUUCAAAACUAUUAUAUAUUACAGGUGUUUCCAACAAACUGCCAUUCAACUGUUGGUGCCUUUGGUCUUUCAAACACUUAUACCUACAUACAACGAUGGUGAUGUAGAUGAUGGAACGGCGCUGUUUUGGAUCUUAGACAUUAUCGAAUACUCGAUGUAUUUCACAACUAUAUACCUCGUCAAGAGAUUAAUAAUUUUGUUGGACUUGUUUUGAGAACGAAAUAAACGAUUUACGAUAAAUUAAACUCUGCACUGUGUACCUAAGAAAGUUUUGUCCUGCAAAGAAUUAUAUGGGACAUAAUAAUAUAAGGUGGUACAUAAAUCACAAUAA
Messenger RNA from Rhopalosiphum padi (bird cherry-oat aphid), 837 nucleotides. RefSeq lists its product as uncharacterized. The transcript has 3 exons. The record is from RefSeq and is a predicted model, not a curated record. NCBI's taxonomy places the organism in Eukaryota, Metazoa, Arthropoda, Insecta, Hemiptera, Aphididae. Bases 415 to 720 code for a protein of 101 amino acids.